GUUAAAUUUGAAUUGCAGUUAAGGUAUAUUUCAUUAUAAUAAAGGUACAAAUCGAUUGUAACAAUAAGAACACGAUGCUCGGCCGUCUUCCUGCAUGUGUAAUCGACGUGGGUACGGGCUAUACAAAGCUAGGCUUUGCAGGCAAUAAAGAACCUCAACUCAUAAUACCAUCUGCAAUUGCUAUUAAAGAAACUGCAAAGGUUGGAGAUACCAAUGCUAGAAGGGUUACCAAAGGAGUUGAAGAUCUAGAUGCUUAUAUUGGGGAUGAAGCUUUCGAAGCCACUGGGUAUUCUGUAAAAUAUCCAGUUAGACAUGGACUAGUGGAAGACUGGGAUUUAAUGGAAAAAUUCCUACAGCAAUGUAUUUUCAAAUAUCUUAGGGCAGAACCUGAAGAUCAUUAUUUUUUACUUACUGAACCACCGUUAAAUACUCCAGAGAAUCGAGAAUACACUGCAGAGAUAAUGUUUGAAUCGUUUAAUGUGCCAGGUCUUUAUAUUGCUGUGCAAGCAGUGCUGGCAUUAGCUGCCUCUUGGACAGCUAAAUCCGUAGAAGAUAGAACAUUAACAGGUGUUGUUGUUGAUAGUGGGGAUGGAGUAACACAUGUAAUACCAGUAGCAGAAGGUUUUGUCAUAGGAAGCUGUAUAAAGCACAUUCCUAUUGCUGGACGUGAUAUUACAUAUUUUAUUCAAAGUCUUUUAAGAGAACGUGAAAUUGGAAUACCACCUGAACAAUCAUUAGAAACAGCUAAAGCAAUAAAAGAAAAAUAUUGUUACAUAUGUCCUGAUAUUUCAAAAGAAUUUGCUAAAUACGACAGUGAUCCUACUAAAAUCAAAAAAUACGAAGGCGUUAACAGUAUCACAAAGCAACCUUUUGUAGUAGAUGUUGGUUAUGAAAGGUUCCUUGGUCCAGAAAUAUUUUUCCAUCCCGAAUUCUCCAAUCCAGAUUUCACGACACCACUGAGCGAAAUCGUCGACGACGUAAUCCAGAAUUGUCCAAUAGAUGUUAGACGACCAUUGUAUAGUAAUAUUGUACUGUCAGGUGGUUCUACGAUGUUCAAAGACUUUGGUAGGCGAUUACAACGUGAUAUAAAACGCAUCGUAGAUGCACGUUUGAAACUUAGCGAAACGUUAAGUGGAAGUCUUAUUACGCCAAAACCUAUAGACGUUCAUGUUAUAUCGCAUCAUAAGCAACGUUGGGCCGUGUGGUAUGGCGGUGCUUUGUUGGCUAGCGAUCCAGAAUUUUAUACGGUAUGCCAUACCAAAAAAGCUUAUCAGGAAUACGGCCCUGGAAUUUGCCGCUACAAUCCCGUAUUCCAUAGUAUGGUGUAAAAAAACAGAAGGAAAAUAUAAAUAGCGUUAAGAAAAUAACAUUAUCUUGGACCAAUGGUCUUUCGAAGUUUUCAACGCUCUGUCAAUAAUUUGUUGCAUUUUCAAUUUUUUCACCUUCAACGACGAUGUAUUUGAUAAGAUGGAACAAGUGUUUUUACGACAUAAUUACUAACUGAAGUAAUUACAGAGAAACGCCCAGUAUUCUACUAGGAAACGCACACGAAGAUGUUUUCAUGCUCAUUAAUUUGUAAUAAAAUGUUCUCAUUAACAUGUAAUAAAAAUA
Molecule: messenger RNA, 1611 nt
Organism: Habropoda laboriosa
Lineage: Eukaryota; Metazoa; Arthropoda; Insecta; Hymenoptera; Apidae
Gene: Arp3
Product: actin-related protein 3
Exons: 6
Coding region: 75-1328 (417 amino acids)
Biological process (GO): Arp2/3 complex-mediated actin nucleation
Cellular component (GO): Arp2/3 protein complex; actin cortical patch
Molecular function (GO): actin filament binding
Source: RefSeq, a predicted model, not a curated record